AUGGUCAACUUUAGUUCAGUUGUCUGCAUAUACAGAGUUCCUGAAAGCCUUGUGGGAAUCAGUCCAAAAGCUAUUAGGCCUGAAAAGGUCUCCAUCGGACCUUAUCACCACAGCAAGAGCAAGGAAUCUGAAGAGACCAAAAUGAAGUAUUUUGAAGCUUUUCUCUCUAGAAAAAAGAGAGAUGGUAGUGCUGGACCUGAUCUAAGUACCUUGUUUAAAGCCGCGAGAAAUAUGGAGGCAGAAGCAAGAAGAUGCUAUGAUGAUCAGGCCAUCGCUAUGUCAAGCGCGGAGUUUGUUGCAAUGAUGGUACUUGAUGGGUGCUUUAUCAUUGAGCUUUUCCUACAAGACCAAGAGGACAAACUCAAAGAUGUUAAAGAGAAGGACCGCCUGGUUAUGGACCUCCUCAAGCUUGAAAACCAACUGCCUUUCUUCGUCCUUGAAAGACUAUUUAGCCUGUCCGGUGAUUCAUCUGCACCAGGUCAGGAGCAUCGUCCUUUCUCCGAUUCAAUACAAUGUGCCACACAACUAAGACCCUCCGAGAUCAUUUUCAAGCCACUCCUAGCAGAAAGCUUCUUAACUAUCGAUUACCACAAACGGGUACUGCAAAUACCACCCAUAACCAUCAACGAUAUCACUAUUACUAUCUUCAUCAACAGCAUAGCCUUAGAACAAUGUUGCCCACACAAGACUGGUUCUUUAUUUACCACUUACAUUGCCUUCAUGAGCUCUCUCAUCAAUACCCCUAGAGACGUCGCAUUGCUUUCUGGUAACGGGAUUAUCAUUACCAGCUUCUCACACAACGACCAUAGCAUAGCUGACCUGUUGAACAAGUUAGGGAAAACAGUUUAUUUCGACAAGGAUUGCUACCUCUCCAAGCAAUUCAGAGACGUGGAGGCUUAUUACAACAGCCAUUGGGGUACUUUUCUACGAACUUAUUUUAGCGCCCCAUGGUCCUUCAUUUCAGUUGUCUCAGCCUGCAUUCUUCUUUUGCUGGCCGCAGCUCAAACAGUUGUGUCUAUCUUGAGCUAUAUCAAACAAAUGUCGGACAAGGGAAAAUAA
This is a messenger RNA of Rosa chinensis, 1059 nucleotides long. Its product is annotated as UPF0481 protein At3g47200. The record is from RefSeq and is a predicted model, not a curated record. The coding region runs from base 1 to 1059 and encodes 352 amino acids. The transcript has 2 exons. NCBI's taxonomy places the organism in Eukaryota, Viridiplantae, Streptophyta, Magnoliopsida, Rosales, Rosaceae.